Molecule: messenger RNA, 552 nt
Organism: Necator americanus (New World hookworm)
Lineage: Eukaryota; Metazoa; Nematoda; Chromadorea; Rhabditida; Ancylostomatidae
Exons: 1
Coding region: 1-552 (183 amino acids)
Source: RefSeq, a predicted model, not a curated record
AUGAGAGGUGUUCGUCAGGAUGGCACAAUUUCACCCAAAAUAUUCAGUGCCACUCUCGAGAACGCGAUGCAAGGAUUGGAAUAUGACGGCAUGGGAGUGAAAGUUGACGGCCGGCACUCACACCAUCUUCGUUUCGCUGAUGAAAUCGUUCUUAUAACAACAAGCAUCAAUCAGGCGGAACGGAUGCUGGCUGAAUUUGAUGAAACGUGUAAAAAGAUCGGUCUUCGGCGGAACCUAGGCAAGACGAUGUUUAUGAAGAACGGAUGGGUUUCUGAUGCCCCAUUCACGCUCAACAGAACGAACAUAUCGGAAUACUUCAGCUAUGUAUAUCUAGGUAGGGAAAUCAACAUGAUGAUGAACGACCUGACCUCCGAGCUGAGCAGAAGAAAACGAGCAGCUUGGGGAGCGUUCAAGAGCAUCGAGGAUGUAGUGAAGAGGACCAAGAACAUCCGGCUCCGUUCUCACCGAUUCAACACCACCGUUCCUUCUGCUUUGACCUACUCUUCAGAAACGUGGGCGCAAGAAGGAGGAAAAUGUGAUCAGCGUCAUUGA